This is a messenger RNA of Scomber japonicus (chub mackerel), 1434 nucleotides long. RefSeq names its product thyroid hormone receptor interactor 13 (gene trip13). Gene Ontology annotation, biological process: meiotic recombination checkpoint signaling; reciprocal meiotic recombination. Bases 1 to 1302 code for a protein of 433 amino acids. Gene Ontology annotation, cellular component: chromosome; nucleus. The record is from RefSeq and is a predicted model, not a curated record. The transcript has 13 exons. NCBI's taxonomy places the organism in Eukaryota, Metazoa, Chordata, Actinopteri, Scombriformes, Scombridae. Gene Ontology annotation, molecular function: ATP hydrolysis activity; ATP binding.
AUGGAGGUGGCAAACCAAAAACAAGACGUCCAUGUGGAGGUCAUUGUUAAAUCUCAAAGUUGCAGUAAUACGUCCCUGUACUUUGUCUUUUGUUUAUAUUUCAGCACUGCUAAACUGACUGAGGUGAAGAUACACAUUAUGUCUCUGCUGAACCGCCACAGCAUGAUAUUUGGAAACUACAGAUGGACAGAGUUUGAUGAUGACUUCCUACGCAAACAUGUGGAGUCUGUGGCUAUAGGUGAUAUAGAGGAAAUGAUAACACAGCCGCUUGAUCUGAAGAAUUGCUCUCUCUCCGUUCACAUCUUCACUCUGAAUGAGGAUGGACCCAGCACGCUCAGUUUGGAGGAGGAAGAGGAGCUUUCAGCAGCCAAUCACUGGCUACUGCCAGCAGCUGAAUUUCAUGGCAUUUGGGAGAGUCUGGUAUAUGAGAGUGGAGUCAAAACCCAGCUCCUGGAUUAUGUCACAACAACAAUUUACUUCUCAGAUAAAAAUGUUGACAGCAACCUGAUUUCCUGGAACCGUGUUGUGCUGCUUCAUGGACCUCCAGGCACAGGAAAGACGUCACUUUGUAAAGCUCUUGCCCAGAAACUGUCAAUCAGGCUGUCUAAUCGGUAUUCUUAUGGUCAAUUUGUCGAGAUAAACAGCCACAGCUUGUUCUCAAAGUGGUUCUCAGAGAGCGGUAAACUGGUCACAAAGAUGUUUCAAAAGAUCCAACAACUGAUUGAUGACAAAGACGCUCUUGUGUUUGUUUUGAUUGAUGAGGUGGAGAGUCUUACAGCAGCGAGGAAUGCCUCCCAAGCAGGAACAGAACCAUCUGACGCCAUCCGUGUGGUCAACUCUGUCCUCACUCAAUUAGACCAAAUCAAGCGACAUUCCAAUGUCGUGAUCCUGACGACCUCCAAUGUGACAGAAAAGAUUGACCUGGCAUUUGUGGACAGAGCUGACAUCAAGCAAUACAUCGGACCUCCGUCUGAGAAGGGCAUCUACAACAUCUACCUCUCCUGCCUGGAGGAGCUGAUGAAGUGCCAGAUCGUCUACCCUCGGCAGCAGCUGUUUACCAUGUUUGAGCUCGAGACAAUGGGCUUUGCAAAGAGUGAGGUGUCUGAACACAGUCUGAAGCUGAGGAACGUUGCUAUAAAAAGCAAAGGUUUGAGUGGAAGAGCACUCAGGAAGUUACCAUUUCUAGCUCAUACACUGUUUGUAAAGGCACCAACAGUGACUCUGGAAAGGUUUCUGGAUGCUAUGGACCGAGCAGUGGAUAGACAGAAAGAGGAAGAAGCCAACCUAGUCAAUGCUGUCUGAACUUAUGACAGUGCUCAAAGACUUUUCAUAAGCUGUAAAAUUCAUGCCAGGUAUGUUGGUAGUUCCAAAAACUACAACACUAACAUCUUCUUAUGAAGCAUUGUCAGCUAAUGUGGUGCCAUAAAGUUAAAU